Messenger RNA from Rubroshorea leprosula, 896 nucleotides. The record is from the annotation of a GenBank genome assembly. Lineage: Eukaryota; Viridiplantae; Streptophyta; Magnoliopsida; Malvales; Dipterocarpaceae.
UCGAGCUGGUUUUAGCCCCUCCUAAGAAUACCACCUGCCAAGUCUCUGAAAUUCUCUGGUUUGAAUUCAAUCUUUAUGGAAUAACUUCCCCCACCACCCCACCAAAACCAUGUAACUCUUGCCCUUUUGUUUUUUCAAGCUCAUUAUCCAAGAGCUCUUGGGGUUCCUAAUUGAAGAAGAAAAUUGAAUCAAACCCAUAUUUUUUCUUCUCUUUUGAAUCCUCCAUAAGCUUGGGAUAAUGGCUGUCGAGCAUAAAGUGGCAGGAGUUAAGAACCAAGAAAACCCAGAAAGGGAUUCAAAUUUGGGUGAGAAUAGAAAUGAAUUUAUUGUUGACCAGCCACCACCCAGAAAGGUGUUGGAUGCUCAAACCAAGGAGGGUUCUAGCUUGCAAUGGAAAGGUAUGAUUGGUAACAUUAAGAAGAAAUCUGUUAGGAGGUUCUCUGUCAUCCCCUUGAUAACCAGCUAUGAGAUUUCGAGAAAGAACAUAAGGAGGAGAUUGGCUCGAUUACAAGGUUGUGAAGAGACUGAUUCUGAUGGCAUGCCGGUGAUUAAACCCUCCUGGAAGCAUUUCAGUUACACAGAACUUGCGACUGCUACAGAUAAUUUCAGCUCUGAGAACUUGUUAGGGAAGGGUGGUCAUGCAGAAGUAUACAAAGGGCGCUUAUCCGAUGGUAAAGUUGUGGCAGUGAAGAAGAUCAUGAAGAAUGAUAAGGAAGAAGAGACUAGAGUCAGUGAUUUCUUGUCAUAGCUUGGGAUUAUUGCUCACAUAAAUCACCCAUAUGCAGCUCACUUAAUCGGGUUCAGCGUUGAUGGUGGUUUGCAUCUUGUCCUCAAGUUCUCUCCACAUGGAAGCCUUGCUUCUUGGCUUUUUGGUACUGUGCUUAUUUUUCUACCUG